AGAGCAGUACGGUUAAAUGUGUGCGAUUUUUUAGAAAUCUUUCAUUGGCGAGCAGAAGUUGAGGUGCACGUGAAAAUUGGGUAUGCACGACUCGCUAUGCAGAUUUUUCAUACGGUGGCAAAGAUAAAGUGACAAUAUUUGGGUGGCAAAUUUCAGGAUUCUGGCAAUAUAAAUAUCAGAAAGAUCCCAAAAUACCGGUAUUUGACCAUAAUUUCGGUUAGAUCAUUGUAUUUUUUUAUCACAAACUAUGCUCGAAGAAGUUUUGUAUACUGAGGGCCGUGAGGUCCGUAUUGACACCCCAGAUGCGCCCCACGAAUCAUACACAUCUGAGAGCGACACCGACACCGGCUUCUCUGAUUCCGACUCUGAUGAUGACUCACAGAACAAUCUCUCAAACCAUAUCCUACAGGAAAUCCAGCAGGGAGUCUAUACCUGCUUGGUGUGUACGUCUGAGAUCGACGCCUACUCCAAGAUCUGGCCAUGUGGAAGCUGCUACCGCGUAUACGACUUGGACUGCAUCAAGGAUUGGGCCAAGCGAGACUCACAGCGAGAAUCGGCUGACAAUAACAACCGUAACUGGAGAUGCCCCGCGUGCAAGUCUCAGAAUACCAAGCUCCCCACCACGUUCACGUGUUGGUGCGGAAAGAACGUGAACCCCGAUGCAAACCCGAUGAUGCCUUUCAGCUGUGGGAAUUCCUGCGACGCCAAGUACGACACGUGCAUCCACAAGUGCUCCACGGUGUGCCAUCCUGGGCUGCAUCCUAUUUGCUCCGCCAUGGGACCAGUGCUUCCGUGCAACUGCGGGGCUGAAACGAAGCAGUUACCAUGCAUAAUCACGCCGUACGAAGGCAACUGGUCGUGUGGGAGACCGUGUACCGAUGAAGUCUGUGAACUCCACGGAAGCUGUCCGAACUUUGGGGUGUGUCACCGUGGAUUCUGCGGACAGUGCGAAGAGCCGGUGGAAGCCCGGUGCUACUGUGGAAAAGCCUCGAAGAACCUUGCCUGCCACAAAAGGGUUCCUGCUAAAAGCAUAGGACACGAGUCUUGGAUCGGAAACUUCCAGUGCGAGGAGGAGUUGGAGGUGAGGUUCAACUGCGGCGUGCACACUAAGCGCAUCCCCUGCCAGCCGUUAACUCCGGAGAUUCUCAACCCGCAGUGCCACUUGGCACCAGAAAUUAUCAAGACGUGUCCCUGCGGCAAAAACAACAUCGAACUGCUUCUCAACGGCCCAAGAGCUAGCUGUACCGACCCCAUCCCGGAAUGUGAGUCGGUGUGUGGCAAGCCACUUCUGUGCGGCUGUACUUGUUUGUUGAAGUGCCAUCAGGGCGAGUGCCAUUGCUAUAACAAGAUGAAGGUCAAGUGCUCGUGCGAGCAACACGAGUUCUUGGUGCCGUGCCAGUUCCUUCAGGAUGGCGGUAAGCCAUCAUGCACACGCAAGUGCACAGCUUUGCUCAACUGUCGCCGUCACGUACACAAUCUGGCAGUGUGCUGCAGCGGGGAGCCGCUGUUCCUCAACCGCGAGCGCGAGAGAAAGCGCCUCAUGCGUCGCGGCGAGUACAAUGCGCUGUCGCUGUCGCAACAAGACAUCAAUAUGAUCAUCGAGCCGGAACACAUCUGCUUGAGGCCGUGUAACCGCCUCUUGCUGUGCGGCCGUCAUUUCGACACACACGCCACCUGCCACUACGGCCCGUGCAAACCUUGCAUGGAGUCCAGCUCCGAUGACUUGGUGUGCCACUGUCGCCAGACAGUCGUGGCCGCCCCGGUUCGCUGUGGUACGACCCUCAAGUGUCCGCACCAGUGUGUGCGCGAGAAGGCGUGCGGCCACCGACAAGAGUUCCACCAGUGCCACGGUGACGACAAGGAGUGUCCCAAGUGCACGUUCAUGGUUCAGGCCGACUGUGACUGUGGUAAGCGCGUGUUGAACAACAUUCCAUGCUUCAAGGCCAAUGAUCGAAACUCGUGUGGCUUGAAAUGCGGCGAAACAAUGGCCUGCGGCCAUCCCUGCGACAAGGUGUGCCAGAAGUCGUGUGUGGCCGAAGGCCUUCAUUCAGUCACGUGCGCCAAGACGUGUCACAAGAUCCGCACUGUGUGCCCACACUUCUGCAAGCAAAAAUGCCACCACUUGGGUUCCCAGCGCCCGGAAAAUACUGGUCGCAACUUGUGUGAUACGUACAUCUGCCAGGACCAGAUCACUGUUUUCUGCGAAUGUAAAAAUCGAAUGAAACAGCUUCCGUGUGGGGCCUCCAUCGGCACGUCCUCUGCCAUCGGCACUUUAUUGGCUUGUGACGAUGACUGUGCACGAGUGGCCCGCGAGAAGAUGCUCAGAGACGCGCUCAACGUCCCCAGCGAGGCAACCUUCGAUAAUCCUUAUCCGGAAUCCGUUUUGCGUACUUACGCCAAGCAGUGGAAGUGGUGUUCGAAUAUUGAAACCGUUUUUCAGAAGUUAGUUGAUGAUAAUACUCCGAUGUCUGACGAUGUCUACGAGCGUUCUGUCAUCAUGUCUACGGUUAAAAAAACCCAUCACUUCCCCGUCAUGGCGCGACCGCAGCGCACGUUUGUGCACCAGCUUGCGGAUGUGUUCAAUUUCUACGCGGAGUCUCAAGAUACAGAGCCUAACCGCUCAAUCUUUGUGCAGUUCCAGCCCGACAGAUCUGUCAAGCCAAGGUAUACUCUUGCGGCCGCGUUGCGUUUGUACGAAGAGGCCCGCAGUAAGGCCCAGGCCGAGAGAGCGGCGUUGCUUUCGGCUCAAGCCGAGGAAACGCCGUCGCACGAGCAGCCUUGCAACGCUAUUCUUAUCCAGGACUGUUUCUUUGGUGUCACCCAGACGGAUUUGGAGGACACGCUCGAGCCGAUUGUUCUCCGCUCGCAUGUGCCAGCUCCGGAGUUCAAAAGCAUCAACGAGUCCACCUUUGUGUUCUACUCACUUGAGGCGCCAGCGUCUGCCAAGGCGAUGGAGAACGAGUUGUACUUGAUGAGUAAGUCGUUCGUGAAGAUUUUGCGUGCCAAAAGUUUAGCGUUUGCAUGCAAGAUUACCAUUUACGAUGCCGCAACGAACACUUGUGCGGACGAGACCGAAGGAGGGUUCAUCGUGGUUGGCUCUAGGGGCAACACCAGAGAGAGUUCAGCCGUGCCUAUUACCGCUUCCUCGCCAUUUGACGUAUUGAGAGAGGAGGAUGCGAGUAUUGAGGACGGAAUGGAGUCUGAAAUACAUGAAGGAUCUGAUUUUAUCCAGGAAGAGUCUGAGAGCGCGGAGGAAGCAUCCCGGGAGGUAGAUGCUGAAAUAGCCGAGGACCUGUCUGAGACUGCAGAGGGCUGUCAAGUCGAUCAGACAGGUGAGUUUCAAACCAAACUUGAUGAGGUUUCCACAAAGCUUGAGGAAACUUCUAUUGCAUUAGAAUGCUAGAUGUCUUGGUGCAUCCAGUGAUCAAUAUUUAUUAUUUAAUUCUAAUAUCGAGAAUACGGGUAGGCGAAUGUAUAUCAGGGGGCAACAGCCAAACGAUUCUCUUAGGCAAUCAACACUGGGACGUUAACCGCUACUCUAUUAAGAUUGGAGAAACAUGCCCUUUCUUUCAUGCUUAUUUGACAAUUACAAAUAAUUCCACUGCCAAUAGUGAAUAUAUUACUGAUAAGCCACAAAUGAGCAAAUUCCUCCAUAGACUGGCAUACAUAGAUAUACCAAGUUGCCAUUAAUUCAACUGUUUUUGCAGACUUUAGGGAUACUUAAGGAAUUAAAAGUGAGGUUCAAAAUCAAGUGAUAUCCUUUUCGCGUUUAGAAAGGGAUGAGAAUGUACUGUUGUGUGGAAUGAAAGCCAGCCUGGUAAAACUCUAGU
Molecule: messenger RNA, 3830 nt
Organism: Babjeviella inositovora NRRL Y-12698
Lineage: Eukaryota; Fungi; Ascomycota; Pichiomycetes; Serinales
Exons: 1
Coding region: 248-3403 (1051 amino acids)
Biological process (GO): negative regulation of transcription by RNA polymerase II
Cellular component (GO): nucleus
Molecular function (GO): DNA-binding transcription factor activity, RNA polymerase II-specific; zinc ion binding; RNA polymerase II transcription regulatory region sequence-specific DNA binding
Source: RefSeq, a predicted model, not a curated record